CUUCAAUUCCGAACAGCAGCAAGUGAAGCAAGCAACCACGACCAACGACAACAGCGCACACAAAUCAUCACGCCAUCAGCAAAGGACGGACGAGAGCAACCCACAGCACAUCACCCGCUCCCCCUCCCCCUUCUGUCCUCCUCCUCCACAUCGGCCCCCUCCUCGUCUCGUGGCGCUUCUGGGAGCGUUGCAGUCGUUUUGCCAAGCAAGUGAGCAUUUCCACGCUCUGACACAACCCCUCCAUCGCGUUGCUUGCUGCCCCCCAUUUUCUCCCUAAUACAGCCAACCUCCACCGCAUUGCGACGGACGUCCCCUUCAUCCCGCUCCUUUUUCCUGCUCUCGCUCCCCUCUCCCACCUCUUCCUCUGUUCCUCCUCCAGCACAAUCAUGACGACGACGCAGCCGCAGUCAUAUCGUCUUGAUGACGAGACGCUCAAGAAGCAGCCGGAGGAUGUCUUUGAUCUCCUUGACAAGCUCGGCGAGGGAUCCUACGGCGCCGUCCACAAGGCCAGCCAUAAGACGACGGGCCAGGUGUUUGCGGUGAAGAUUGUGGCGGUGGACACAGACCUGCAGGAGAUCAUCAAAGAGAUCUCCAUCAUGCAGCAGUGCGACAGCGACCACGUUGUCAAGUAUUUUGGCUCAUACUUCAAACUCUCAGACCUAUGGAUUGUGAUGGAAUAUUGCGGUGGCGGCUCCGUGGCAGACAUCAUGCGACUCAGGCGAAAACCGAUGGAGGUUGAACACAUUCAGAUUGUCGUUUCAGACGUCCUGCAGGGCCUCACAUAUCUCCACAGCCAGCGCAAGAUACACCGCGACAUCAAGGCAGGCAACAUCCUCUUGAGCGACGAGGGACACGCAAAACUCGCCGACUUUGGCGUUGCGGGCCAGUUGUCUGACAGCAUGGCGAAGCGAAACACAGUCAUCGGCACUCCGUAUUGGAUGGCGCCAGAGGUCAUCCAGGAGGUUGGCUACGACGAGAAGGCGGACAUCUGGUCCGUUGGCAUCACGUGCAUUGAAAUGGCGGAGGGGCGUCCCCCGCACGCAGACAUCCACCCCAUGCGCGCCAUCUUCAUGAUCCCAACACAUGCGCCGCCGACGCUGCGGUCGCCGUCAGCGUGGCCGUCGGCGUUCAACGCGUUUCUCUCGUCGUGUCUCGUCAAGGCACCCGCCAGCAGACGCGCAGCAAGCGACCUGCAGCAGCAUGAGUUUGUGACCUCUGCGCCGUCGUCGCGCGCUCUGCUGCUGCGCGUCAUUCACGAGACGCAGGAGAUCAUUGCUGAGCGAGGUCGGUAUCCUGCAGAGGACUCGAGUGCAAACGACGGUGGAGACGACGACGCGCAGCCCGCGGGCGUGGACGAUGCAACCAUCAUCAAGAAUGAUUCGUUGCAGCCGGUCGAUUCGUCAACAGUCGUCGUCCGUGACGAUAUCGACAUUGACACUGCAUGCGGCACAAUGGUGGUGAACGAAGCGAGCGAUGGCGAGGACGAUGCCGACACCAUGAAACAGGGCAGUGCCCACGCAUCGUACAAGCCGGCAUUCCUGGCGCACUUUGAGCAGCAGGAACAGGCACAACCGACAGAAACAAACGAGCCAGGAAUUGUCAAGCACGAGGUUGUUGAGUUGACGGAGACCGAGAUUGUUGAGCGGAUUGCGCGAUUGGACGAAGAAAUGGAGCGCGAACUCGGCGAAUUGCGACAGCUUUACCAGGCGAAGCGUGACCCCAUCACAAAGGCCAUCGAAGCCAAGCGAGCGGCUGUCUCCCAAUAACCACACCACCACCGCCGCCACCACCGCCACCAUCUCCCUCUCUCCCUUGUUGACGUCAUUGCGAUCCGAGUCAAUCGUUGCGUGUGCCCCUCGCCCUUCUCCAUGUUCCAUUUGCUGGCUCCAACGGCUGUUGCAUCUUCUCUCCUCUCAUCAUGGUUGACUGUUUUCUCGCUCGAGCGCUGUGGCUCCCUGUCGUUGUGCAGCCCAUGCUGCAACGUUGUUACAUUACUCCUCUUCCGCCUUUUGUUGUCGUGUACGGGCUUGACCUGUCGCUCCGUGUGUGUGUGUGUGUGUGUGUGUGUGUGUGUGUGUGU
Molecule: messenger RNA, 2080 nt
Organism: Salpingoeca rosetta
Lineage: Eukaryota; Choanoflagellata; Craspedida; Salpingoecidae
Product: STE/STE20/MST protein kinase
Exons: 18
Coding region: 387-1766 (459 amino acids)
Biological process (GO): protein phosphorylation; regulation of MAPK cascade; intracellular signal transduction
Cellular component (GO): cytoplasm
Molecular function (GO): protein serine/threonine kinase activity; ATP binding
Source: RefSeq, a predicted model, not a curated record